AACGUGUCACAUCUUGGUACCUGGCUUUGGAAGAAGGAUCUGUUUUAAACUUCAAAAAUGUUUAUGACAUUUUCAUAGAAUGACACUUAGAUUAAUUAAUCAAGCUACAAUAUGGAUUCUAAGAGGACUUUCUGGGUAUGAUGACUGCAGAAACCAGCUUGACCCUUGGAACAUUUGCAUUUGCUUUCUUGGUACCAUUAUCAGUGGCUGCUGAGGAGACAUCUACCACUCCCAUUAUUCCUAAGGAACUGAGGGCAGCAGUUGCUCGGGUUUCAGUCAGUUCUACCAGCUGUAGCGUCACCUGUGGCCUGGGUUACAAGGAAGAAGAGAUAUGCCAAGUUGGAACAGAUGGGCAAAGGAGACACUGUACCAAACGGAAAGUGGACUGCUUGAGUAACUGGAUCUGUGGAAUGCAGCACUUCACCAUCCUUGUUGGUAAGCCUUUUGAAUUUAGCUGCCUGACCCUCAAGGAGAUUGGUCUGGAGACCCAGAGCUUUAGUUAUUCAUGGAGGUUAGCCAGAGGUAUCAUUACCACUGAUGAUGCUCUCUUUGCACCUUUCAAGACUCCUACCUUCGUCGUUAAGCUUCCUUCUGCUGAGGAAUAUGAUGCAGGAACAUAUAGGUGUGAUGUCCAGUUUAUGAGAACCUAUAAAAUUGUCAAGAGAAUCUACUUUGGCCUUCGUGUGAUCCCCGGCAACCUGGUAAAUAUGAACUUUGACAAGUCCUUGACGGUAGAACAGAAAUUAGAAAAUGAGCCCCCGCAACAGAAUACCACAGUGGCUCCAGUCCAGGAACGAUGGUGGUCUUGGCGACAAAGGGCUGUGUUUGUGUUUCUAAUAGGCAUUGGCAGCGGAGUGGGAGGAGGACUCCUGUUGCACUUCCUGCUCAAUUGUUUGCUGAAGGCCCAUGGAAACUACCAACGGGUGGAGGAAUGACAUUCACUUUCUUUUUCCUACAGAAUGACUGGUCUAAAUAGUUGCAUUGUAUCCAAGUUAAAAUAGACUACGUGUUAAAUGGGUAGCACCAGUUGAUAUUCUUCCUUUUUUGGCCUCUGUGGUGGUGAGGGUAACUUUUAAAAAACUGGUUGGGGGAGGUUUAAGCUGCUUAUCUGUGAGGAAAGAAAGAACCCCUUUCAUGGCUAGAUACAAACACGUUUAAUGAGCAUUCUGCUUUGUGUUACAGCUGUUGGCCUCUGAAGACAGUCUUGUGAGGCAAACCAUAAAGAGUGUUGUGCUUUAUUUACUAGAGACCAAUAAAGUGCCGCCCUCUGUCUUCAUGAUUUUAAGCUUCACAGG
Molecule: messenger RNA, 1295 nt
Organism: Pogona vitticeps (central bearded dragon)
Lineage: Eukaryota; Metazoa; Chordata; Lepidosauria; Squamata; Agamidae
Gene: TMEM81
Product: transmembrane protein 81
Source: RefSeq, a predicted model, not a curated record